Mercenaria mercenaria is the source of this 3384-nucleotide messenger RNA. RefSeq lists its product as uncharacterized. The transcript is spliced from 2 exons. The coding region runs from base 122 to 1630 and encodes 502 amino acids. NCBI's taxonomy places the organism in Eukaryota, Metazoa, Mollusca, Bivalvia, Venerida, Veneridae. The record is from RefSeq and is a predicted model, not a curated record.
UGUUUUACUGUCAGUGUGGAAAAUAUUUUUGUGCACGUUAUGUUUAAGAAAUGAUAACAGAUUCACUUUUAUGCAUCGUCGGUAAUACAAAAACAAGCAAUCUAUUGAAUGAUUUUUAGGGAUGCGAUUUCACUUAAGGAGAAUAUGUUUAGUUUUGAUCUGGAUACUGGUAAUUAUGCUUAUGUAUUAUUUCCUAAUAAAUCUGCGCAAAGAAAUUCAGAGAGAUGCACGAAGUUUCAUGCUGAACAAAGAUAAGUUAGAAGAUAUAUAUAAUAACGAUGGUGCUGACAAGACGAAAGAAGAGGAGAAACAUAGUAACAAUACUAAUCUGACGGAAAAGAGAGAGUUACAGACUGUUAGUAAGUCUGUUUACAACAGUAACGAAACUAAAGCUCGGGAAGGAGCUAAAUCAAGUCAUUUGCCAGCAAGUGGAACAUGCAACAAGACAAUAUUUCCGGCACAUUUGAAAACGGAAGAAAUUUGGCAGCCGGUGGACAGUAACAAAACAAUGUAUGUGUUUUCAGCCUACUAUGUCAAAGCAAGAAAAGGCGUCUUUAUUAUUGGUGUCAAACCCAGAAGACCUGUCAAAGUUAUUUGCAAACUCUGGACGUGGAAUAAAGGAAACAGCUCCAAUGUGCUUCACGAAACAGUCGGUGCAGUUCGAGCUCCAGAGGAAGGAUUCAAACAAAAAUACACAUCCACAAUAUUUAUGUGUCCCCUAGGUCAAUCGGAAGUGCCGAGUCAUAUUUCCCUGGUAACAAACUUCUGUGAACAUCCAUUGCAUGUGCUUCGGGUGAUAAACGCCUCAGAAAACAGAAAUUACAAACGACGCUUUACAGUGUGUCUGUCCCCACUACACUUCCAAUAUGGCCGUGCCUACGAACUUGUGGAAUGGAUCGAAUUCAAUAAAAUCCUGGGAGCUGAAAAGUUUGUUGUGUACAAUUAUUCAAGCGCUAGCAAUGUAGAAGAAGUAUUUGAAUAUUAUUCUAAAAGGAAAUUAACGGAAGUGGUACAAUGGCGAUUGCCAAUGGGCGCCCAUACAUUUUCUAGAACAAAUAAUCCAAUAGAAAUGAAUUAUUUUGGUCAGACAGCCGCACUCAAUGAUUGUUUGUUCAGAAACAAACAGUUUUCUGAAUUUGUUGUAAAUCUUGACCUAGAUGAGUUUCUCGUACCACAUUCUGAAAACGCAAGAAGUUGGUACGAGAUUAUAAGAGAAAUGGAAAACGCAUCAGUUUAUAUAUUUCAGAAUACAUUCUUUAGAAAAGACUGGACUAAAAUAGAAAUUUCUUUUCCUGGUAAGAAAUUAGCAGAAAAAUUCCAAUUGGUAACUUUACAUGUGUUUCAACAUGAAGCAAAGAUAUUUCGUGCGGAUGUAAGAUCUAAGUAUAUCGCUCGGACGGCUGGCGUUUACCUUAUGUUGACCCACAAAGUCCCAAGUGCCCCUAGAGUGAUAGUUCCAAUAGAAAAAGGUUUAUUACAUCAUUACCGAGACUGGAAGAACCCAAAUGACAAUAAUCAAAAGAUUACUGAUAUAACAGUAUUGAAAAAGUUUGAAAAAUCUCUAAUCAAAAACGUUGAAAAUGUGUGGAAAGAACUUGCACAUGUCAAGAUGGACAUGUCAAUAAUUUGACUGUAUUUCGAGAGUAUAUAUAUUGUAUAUUCUAACAUGUCUGCAUUUGUUUGGAAGAUAAACAGAAAAGAAAGUCAGAUGGUGUAUAUUUUGCAGUCAUUGACUUAUGUUUGAUAUUGAUACAGGUCCGUCAAAACACAUAUUGACCGAAACAUAAGUCUAUAAUUGUUAUAUUAUAUGCCCUCUAAAUGCAUUCAUUUGACUGGCCCAUAUUUCAUACAUAUAAGAAAAAGUGAUAUCACAAGAGUCAUUAUCACUUUUGUAGGUCAAUAUCGCUUUUUGCGGACCCGCGCGUGCACUCAUUUCGACCAAUCAAAUGAGGGCAUUUGAGAAGGGUAUAUAAUAUUCUGCAAUAAAACACGGUCCACGCGUGUCAAUGAUGUUUGGUUGAGUAUUACUUGGAAGAAAGAAGUCAACUUAAAAUAUCUAUCAUAAAAUUUCAAUGCUCAUUUUAGAAUUGAAAAAAACAACAAGAUCUUCUUUUAGUUUAUACCCGAUGUAGUACCAUGGUUUAUCGUUCAAUAGCUAUUUAAACCACUCGGGCUGACGCAUUUGGACUCUGAUCCGUAGUAAAUCAGACUAUAAACCACACCAAUGCCGUGUAUAUUUCAUAAACAAAUAUUAGCUAUAAAACUAUACUGAAAAUUUCUAAUCAUAUUUCAAACAUUUUGUCAGUUUAUGUAAUUUUUUCUUUGUAUUAUAAAAUUAUUUCACUGACUGAAGGUGCAGAUGGGAAUUUCCGGCAUCGAGGAUAACUGUUUAGGCAUUAACGAGGCUCUGCCGAGUUACCGCGUAAACAGUUACCGGAGAGCCAGAUAUUCCCAUCUACACCUACAACCAGUGAUAGAAGAUUUUUCUUGCAUACCAUAUUCAAGAAAUAAUAAUUAUAAUAAAAUCAAUCGAACGGCUUUAGUUUUAGAACUAUUUCUUAUAGCAGCGUAUUUAAACAAAGCGCGGGAAACCAACGUCCGUAAGCAGGAAAGACGUUUCAAAGACAAAAUUUGUUUAGUUCCGGUUUUGUUUUAUCAGUUGCAGCGUAACUUUAUGAAUUUUUGAUCAAAUUACGUUUUUUGAAUCGAGAAAUAUACUAUCAGGAACAAAGAGGUACUGUCAAGGUAUUUGAUUUUUAUUCCGUCUUUUUUUUAAAGAUAAAAUAUAAAUCUACAUAUAUGUAGUUCGUAAUACGUCAUUUACAGCACGACAGUCAUCUUACACCCUGGGUUGUAAUAUUGUUUUUUUCCAGCACCGGUAAAAUAUCGGAAAUCCCCGUCUGGUAUGCAAGAAAUUACAUUAUUGUUUGUGUGUUGUUAUCGACUCUGCAGUUAAGAAUACCCUAAAGCUAACCCUUAACCCUAGGGGGCGUGGACCUUACAAUGUAUUUUCACUACCGUCCAUCAACAGGAUCAAUAAUCCAAUCUGCAACAUUAUUCACUUUUCUCGUGUUGGGUGACCUGUGGAGUUUACAUUUUUAGCCAGUGCUUUAGCAACUGGCUAUAGCUCUAAAUCUACUACCAAGUUUCAACCUCGCGUCGUUUGAGUUUUCCUUCUAUUUCUAUGUGACCGCAUCACACAAAUAUUCUGGACGUGUAAAAAUAGUCCAUAUUUAUUUUUAUAAUCUUGGUAUUGUAUGAAUGUGUGAGCAACUGAGGACUACUGUUUUAAACAACAAAAACAAGCAGCAAGGGAUUCUAGAAUAAUUAUGAAAUUUAUAUUCACAUUCGAAAUUUUCGGAAUCACUCCGCUCUAGGGUUAGA